Molecule: messenger RNA, 12164 nt
Organism: Coregonus sp. 'balchen'
Lineage: Eukaryota; Metazoa; Chordata; Actinopteri; Salmoniformes; Salmonidae
Source: the annotation of a GenBank genome assembly
AUGGUGUCUGACAUCCCUCUACCUGCCCUGUCUCCUGGUUACAGCAACCCCACAGCAUCGUGCAGCGCCGCCUCAUGGCGGGAAACAUCACACAGCUGCGUGGCGUGGCCCACGUGGGGAGACCCUCGCCCCUGGUCGACAGCAAGGAUGGGGGGCGCCGGCGACGCAGAGGAGAAGAGCGAGAGCACGGCUGAAGACUCCACGGAGGAGAGGGAUUCGCCGGAGGAGAGCGAGAGGAGCCUAGAGACGAGGUCGGACGAGGAGGAGGAGGAGGACAGCAGCGAGGCCGGGGGGAAGUCAAGCAGCACGGCUGGGAACGAUAAAACAGAAGAGGGGAGGAAGGAGAGGCAGAGGACAGAGAGGCCUCUCACUGCCCUGCUGGUCCAGUGCAAGGUAUGCUUGAACACUCAUCCUUCCUUCAUUUUGGCGUCAUGGGUUUUUUAUGAACCUAAAUUAAAUCUCAGAUACUAUUCAGUUGCAUUCCAAAUGAAGAUAAAAGAGGAGUGAAAGGGAGAGAUAAAGGGAUAGGAGGAGAGAGAAGCACUCAGAGAGACCACAGUGACUCAUCAUUUAUCCAGAUAAUGUAUUCCCUCAUUGUAUUCCACUGAGCCCAGUCUCAUCAAUUCUUAAUGGCUUUGAUUCUAGGGUUUGCAGAGUCCCCAUAUUGACCCUCUGCACCACUCAGACACUCUCAUCACACUGUGUCUGUGGCUAAAGGAAGAGCUAAUGUAACAUACUGUAACAGUGACUCCUCCACAUACAGGAUGAACAACAGCCUCAUAAUGAAGUCAAUACACAGCUGAAGACCCCAUCAUACUAACAUCAUAAGAUAAUUAUACAAACAAAAUUGGUGGAAUCAAUCUAUAUGAAAGAUGGAAAGGCAAACCAGUAAUGCAAGUGCACUGAGUUCACUGCCUACAUAAUUCAUUUCAGUCAAUGAAUAGCAUUCAUUAAGAUGUUAUUAGAGAACAUGAGCAAACAUACCAUCCAAGUCAUUUCUGACUCAGUAUGUUCAAGCUAUAUUAUUUACAUUUACGUUUUACAUUUACGUCAUUUAGCAGACGCUCUUAUCCAGAGCGACUUACAAAUUGGUGCAUUCACCUUAUAUAAAUUACAAUAUUAUUUUUGGGGGGUUGGGGUAAGGGGGGGUAGAAGGAUUACUUUAUCCUAUCCCAGGUAUUCCUUAAAGAGGUGGGGUUUCAAGUGUCUCCGGAAGGUGGUGAGUGACUCCGCUGUCCUGGCGUCGUGAGGGAGCUUGUUCCACCAUUGGGGUGCCAGAGCAGCGAACAGUUUUGACUGGGCUGAGCGGGAACUGUGCUUCCGCAGAGGUAGGGGGGCCAGCAGGCCAGAGGUGGAUGAACGCAAUGCCCUCGUUUGGGUGUAGGGUCUGAUCAGAGCCUGAAGGUACGGAGGUGCCGUUCCCCUCACAGCUCCGUAGCGUUAUAUCUGCACACAACCCACAUACUGCAACUUAAUAAUUGGACUAACUCUAAAACAACAUACUGCACCCACCCACAAGUACAGGCUCAGACUGUUAAAACAACACCUACAUACACGAGACUAACCAAGCAUCAACUCCACUGAGAGGUACAGAAAUAUACCCACAAUGAAAUGAGUUUAACCUUGGGGAGUGGGUGGGCGGGCGGCAGAGACUACUGUGUUCUCUCCCUCCUCCAGAUCACUUCACCUGAGUCACUCUAUACACCAAGGAUGACUGCCACACAAAAAACACCCACUCAGCUGCAUCAUUUCUAAUUGAUGUCAUGUCAUCUCAAGGUAGUGUUGUGCGUAUUUCCAAUGUCAUCAGUGUUAUCUAGCAGCAUUUAACUGACUGGCUUUCUGAAUCAUACCUGCCUGAAUCAUACCUGUGAGAGCAUUCGAGGUUCCAACAAAUCAAUGUGGUUUGGGAUAGACAGAGCUUUGUUGAUGAACUCAUACACGUACAGUGCCUUCAGAAAGUAUUCAUACCCCUUGACCUAUUCCACAUUUUGUUGUUACAGCCUGAAUUCAAAAUGGAUUAAAUAAAUACAAAUUCUUACCCAUCUACACACAAUACACCAUAAUAAAGUGAAAACAAAAUUUCAUAAGUAUUCACACCCGAGUCUAUACUUUGUAGAAGCACCUUUGGCGGCGAUUACAGCUUAGAGUCGUCUUGGGUAUGUCUGUAUCAGCUUUGCCCAUCUGAAUUUGGGGAUUUUUCUCCCAUUCUCCCUUGCAGAUUUUCUCAAGCUCUGUUAAGUUAAAUGGGGAGUGGCGGUGAACAGCAAUCUUUAAGUAUUUUCACUGAUUUUCAAUGGGAUUCAAGUCUGGGCUUUGGCUUUGCCACUCAAGUACUUUCACAUUCUUGUUCUGAAGCCAUUCCAGCGUUGCUUUGGCUGUAUGCUUGGGGUCAAUGUCCUGUUGGAACGUAAAUCUUCGCCCCAGUCUAAGGUCAUUUGCACUCUGUAGCAAGUUCUCAUCAAGGAUUUGCCUGUAUUUGGCUCCAUUCAUUGUUCCCUCUAUCAUUACCAGUCUCCCUGAUGCUGAAAAGCAUCCCCAUAGCAUGAUGCUGCCACCAUCAUGCUUCACGGUAGGGAUGGUGUUAGACGGGUGAUGAGCUGUGCCUGGUUUUCUCCAGACAUAGCGCUUUGCAUUCAAGCCAAAGAGCAAUUUUUGUCUCAUCAGACCACAGAGUCUUUCGCCUUAUGCUCUCAGAGUCUUCCACGUGCCUUUUUGCAAACUCCAUGCAUGCUGUCAUGUGCCUUUUUCUCAGGAGUGACUUCCGUCUAGUCACUCUCCCAUAAAGCCCAGAUUGGUGAAGUGCUGUAUUGUCCUUCUGGCAGGUUCUCCCAUCUCAGCCAAGGAACUCUGUAAUUCUGUCAGAGUGGUCAUUGGGUUCCCGGUCAUCUCCCUGACCAAGGUCCUUCUUGCCCGGUUGCUCAGUUUGGUCGCACAGCCAGCUCUAGUCAGAGUCUGGGUAGUUCCAUAUUUUUUCAAUUUCUCAAUGCUGGAGACUACUGUGCUCUUGGAAACUUUAAACACUCUAGAAAUUGUUUUAUACCCUUCCCCAGCUAUAUGCCUCAUCACAUUUCUAUCUCGGAGAUCUACGGACAGUUCCUUGGACUUCAUGGUAUAGUUUAGGACCUUAUAUAGACAGGUGUGUUUCUUUCUAAAUCAUGUCAAAAUAAUUGAAUUGGCCACAGGUGGACUCCAGUCAAGUUGUAGCGACAUCUCAAGGAUGACACAAGGAAAUUGGAUGCACCUGAGCUCAAUUUGGAGUGUCAUAGCAAAGGGGUGUGAAUACUUACAGUACCAGUCAAAGGUUUGGACACACCUACUCAUUCAAGGGUUUUUCUUAAUUUUUACUAUUUUCUACAAUGUAGAAUAAUAGCGAAGACAUUAACACUAUGAAAUAACACAUAUGGAAUCAUGUAGUAACCAAAAAAGUGUUAAACAAAUCAACAUAUAUUUUAUAUUGUUGAUUCUUCAAAGUAGCCACCCUUUGCCUUGAUGACAGCUUUGCACACACUUGGCAUUUUCUCAACCAGCUUCACCUGGAAUGCUUUUCUAACAUUCUUGAAGGAGUUCCCACAUAUGCUGAGCACUUGUUGGCUGCUUUUCCUUCACUCUGUGGUCCAACUCAUACCAAACCAUCUCAAUUGGGUUGAGGUCGGGUGAUUGUGGAGUCCAGGUCAUCUGAUGAAGCACUCCAUCACUGUCCUUCUUGGUCAAAUAGCCCUUACACAGCCUGGAGGUGUGUUUUGGAUCAUUGUCCUAUUGUAAAACAAAUGAUAGUCCCACUAAGCACAAACGAGAUGGGAUGGCGUAUCGCUGCAGAAUGCUGUGGUAGCCAUGCUGGUUAAGUGUGCAUUGGAUUCUAAAUAAAUCACAGACAGUGUCACCAGCAAAGCACACUCACACCAUCACACCUCCUCUUCCAUGCUUCACGGUGGGAACCACACAUGCGGAGGUCAUCCGUUCACCUACUCUGCAUCUCACAAAGACACAGUGGUUGGAACCAAAAAUCUCAAAUUUGGACUCAUCAGACCAAAGGACAGAUUUCCACCAGUCUAAUGUCCAUUGUUUGUGUUUCUUGGCCCAAGCAAGUCUCUUCUUCUUAUUGGUGUCCUUUAGUAGUGGUUUCUUUGCAACAAUUCGACCAUUAAGGCCUGAUUCACACAGUCUCCUCUGAACAGUUGAUGUUGAGAUGUGUCUGUUACUUGAACUCUGUGAAGCAUUUAUUUGGGCUGCAAUUUCUGAAGCUGGUAACUCUAAUGAACUUAUCCUCUGCAGCAGAGGUAACUCUGGGUCUUCCUUUCCUGUGGCGGUCCUCAUGAGAGCCAGUUUCAUCAUAGUGCUUGAUGGUUUUUGCUACUGCACUUGAAGAAAGUUCUUGAAAUUUUCCGGAUUGACUGACCUUUAUGUCUUAAAGUAAUGAUGGACUGUCGUUUCUCUUUGCUUAUUUGAGCUGUUCUUGCCAUAAUAUGGACUUAUCUUGUCACAACACAACUGAUUGGCUCAAACACAUUAAGGAAAGAAAUUCCACAAAUUAACUUCUAACAAGGCACACCUGUUAAUUGAAAUGCAUUCCAGGUGACUACCUAAUGAAGCUGGUUGAGAAAAUGCCAAGAGUGUGCAAAAGCUGUCAAGGCAAAGGAUGGCUACUUUGAAGAAUCUCAAAUAUAAAAUAUAUUUUUAUUUGUUUAACACUUUUUAGGUUACUACAUGAUUCCAUAUGUGUUAUUUCAUAGUGUUGAUGUCUUCACUAUUAUUCUACAAUGUAGAAAAUAAUACAAAAUAAAGAAGAACCCUUGAAUGAGUACGUGUGUCCAUGACUUGUACUGUACGUAAAUGAGAUAUUUCUGUAUUUCAUUUUCAAAACAUUUGCAAACAUUUCUAAAAACAUGUUGUCAUUAUUGGGUAAUGUGUGUAGAUGGUUAAGAAGAAACAAACAUUCUAUCCAUUUUGAAUUCAGGCUGUAACACAACAAAAUGUGGAAUAAGUCAAGCGGUAUGAUACUUUCUGAAGGUACUGUGUCAGCUGAUCUGGCUCAGAUAGCCACACAAGUAAGUGGCUAAAUACCUCAUCUAGUGGAAUGGAUUGAUUCUCAUUAGGAAAAGGUGAAGCCAUAUGUGACUCUCCAUAGACAUACUGCCCAUAAUUAUUGGCACCCUUAAUAAAGAUGAGCAAAAAAGACUGUAUAAAAUAAAUAAUACAAAUACUGAGCUAUAUUGUAUGCUCAAACAUUUUUUAAAGUUAUAUUCUUUCAUACGAAUAAAAUUGCCCAGAGAACAAGAUGUUUAUUUUAUUUGUAAAAAAAAUUAAUCUAAAAAAAGAAAGGGGUCAAAUUAUUGGCACCGCUGUUUUCAAUACUCUGGCACCCUCCCCUUGCGAGGAUAACUACACUGAGCCUUUUUCUAAAAUGUUUUAUGAGAUUGGAGAACCCGUUGGGAAGGAUCUUAGACCAUUCCUCCGUACAGAAUCUUUCCAGAUCCUUGAUAUUCUUCAGGUGCUAGAGUAUUGAAAACAGGGGUGGCAAUAACUUUGAGAAUUAACAUUUUUUAAAAUAUCUUUCUCUGAACAAUUGUAUUAGUAUAAAAUAUUAUAAUCCGACACACACAGCAAUGUUGGAAGUGCGAGACACUGUGUGUGGUGUUUGAAGUAAGCGUUCCGCCAGGGAACAUUCCAUGGGGCUCAGCUUAUCUUUGAUCUUGUUUGUGGCUUGUUUAGAUCUGUUUUUUAAGCAGCUAAACGCUCCAUAGUUACCAAUUAAUUCCGGAGCCAUUUUUUUACUUCACAGAAAGGGAGACAAAAACACAUGUUUGCAGGUCUGCUGAUAAGCCUGGCCACGAGAAGCAUGCAGGGACUAAGGGGGGAAGCUCAACUAACACCAUAUUGUGUGUCGGGGACUACAUUUAUACACACAGCCACAGCAAUGGGAUUUGAUGUCCUAGUGGGCAAAAGUCUUUCAUCUAGGAGGUAAAAACGACCUAGAGCCAAGUCGAUGUAUGUACUGUGAUACACAGUGAUAAUAUGGCAGGAAAAAGACAUGUGAAAACAUGCUUUUCUAAGGAUGUUUUAUCCACCCAUCCAACCUUUAUCCAUCUUUCCAUUCACCUAUCGAAACCAUUCAUUAGAAACAUGGUGGAUGUUAGCGAAGGCUUCCUGAAAACAUGUUUGACUGUUUAAGACAACAUGGUGAAUGUUAGAGAAGGCUUGAGAUGAGGUACACUCAGAAACCUCAAGGUAGUACUGCUGACACAGCCAGGACACAGAGGUUAUGUCACUAGGUUGUGUUCACUCGUGUUCAGGGGAGCAUAUCAUUAUGUGUCCACUCAGUGUCUCUCCCUCUCCAUCGAGAGGGGGCGGUGGUGACAUCUUGUUCAGUUCUCACUCACGGGGAUCCACCAUAUGCUGUGAAGUGUGAACAUGUUUUAAAUCCUCCCUCCAGAGUUGCGUGUUUUCACCAACAUUGCCUGUUCUCCCUUCCACUCGAAGAAGUGUGAUAUGUUAUAUUCUAAGAAGAGCCUUGUGAUUUACAACAGAAACUUCAUUAUAGAACAUUUUACAUUUAAGUCAUUUAGCAGACACUCUUAUCCAGAGCGACUUACAGGAGCAAUUAGGUUUAAGUGCCUCGCUCAAGGACACAUCGACAGAUUUGUCAACUAGUCGACUCGGGGAUUCGAACCAGUGCUCUUUCGGUUACUGGCCCAUUGCUCUUAACCACUAGGCAACCUGCCACCAGGCCUCUGCAGUCAUUAUAAUCUGCCGCAAUGUCUGCUUCCCCUUUACUGUGAAUCACUGCAUUGUGACAUGAAGUGCCCUACGGCGGAACCACUGGGAGAUGUGGAGGAGGAUAAAGGACACCCACCCUGGCUGUUAGCAGCUCUGCUGGUUGGGUGAACACACACACACACAGGCUGGAUGACAGGGAGUGAGACAGAUAGGAUACUUUAGGUACCCAGGAGAAGACAGCACUGCUGAAACACAGGAUCCUCACUUCAGAAGUGUUGUUGUGUUGUUCACUGUUCUAAGGUUCUGGCUCAGAAGACAACAUCAUGUUGCUCUUGGACAUAAGAUGUUGCUGUUGAGCAUAAUGGUUUUGGACUAUGCUCUUAUUUUCAAAUCAGGAACUGACCGGUUCGCUGAUUAGUUGAAGAAUAUUCUGCAGGCUCUGCUGAUUGGGCUAAUAUUUCACUGUCUAGUAAUGUUUUCAGGAUUAUAAAGGCAUGGAGAGGCCUCAGAUAACAUGGGAUCAUCAUCUUGUUCAGAAAACAAGCACAGUCAGUUGCUCUUAUGGUCGAACUAAUAGUCAACACAUCCACUGGAGUGAGACUAAAGAUUCCAUAGGUGUUUUUUUCUAAACAGUCAUGGUUGGUUUAGUAUUAUCACUAACCAUGAGGCAGAAUAGCCAAAGUCCUGAAUCAUCAGCACAGGCAUGGUCUAAUAGUCUCUGACUCAGACAGAGGAUCAAUAUCAAUGUGGUUGCAUAUAAACAACUAUGCCAAACCUAGAAAACACCUAGUCUUAAACACUACCUGUAAUUGGUUGGGAAAUGUGGCUUAAUGGACUACUAGAAUAAAUUUUACCAAAACUCUAGAGUCGAUAAGCCUUUAAUUCAGACUUUAUAUCGUAGUUUGGCAGUUUUACAGGCAGGCACUUGGCAGGCGUAGCAGAGCUGUUGGGACCCAUUUGAUGAAAAGCCUUUUGUAAGCAAACAGAUCAAUGUAUCUCACUAAAGCUGCAGGAUAAAUAUACUUGUUCCUGUCUUCUGUUCUCUCCUUUGUGGGAGUAUAAGUGUGUUGACUAUAAGAGAUGUAAGCUGUCAGUUAACACAGUAGUUGUUCUGUUGUGUUUCCACAGUGCUGUGACACAGAGGUGAAGGCUUCCAUCAACACUGGGAGUCAACACAACCACAUCUCCAGCUCCUGCUGCAGGAGGCUUGGGUGAGAGGCCUUAUUAAUCUCCCUCCCUCCCUCGCUCUCUCUCUUUCUCUCUCUUUCUCUGUCGACCUCUACCACACCCACACCCAUCACAUAGCACUCCUAUUUGUCCAGGUUUGCCAACUAGCACCGAAAUACAGAACGUCAACAAACACAUUCGAGUUCCGCAGGCACUCACACAACCACAACAAUCUCCACCAACAUCAAACUGCACCGGCAUCAACAAACUCUACCAUGGCCGUGUGUGUGUGUUGCCAGAUUGGUUCCCACCCAGGAGGGUCCACCCUGUGAUCAGACAGAGGGCCAGGGCUCUGUGAGGGGGCUGCAGCUGCAACUGGGUAGACAGAGUGUCCAGUUCUCUGCCCAUGUCACAGGUAAGGAAGGGGACAUCACAUAUUACAUCACAUAAACAUUUAAAGCAGCAUUGCAGCCAGUUGUAAUGACUGUCAAUUAAGCAAGAGAGAGUCCUACUCAUACAUGACAGUGUCAAUGAAAUGCUUUAGUUUUUCUUUCUCUGUAAACAUACAUUCUGUUCCGCAUUAUCUGGACUGUAGGCGUGACAAACAACAUUGAACCGAAUAAUGCUACGGAUUGGAUAUGUAAACGUGAUUAUUUUCCACACCAUCAAGGUUACUUCCCUUCACCAAUGUCAAUACAAAACCCCUUGGUGAAAAGCGGCCAACAUAAUCAGUGCCUAGAUCCAACGCUGUGUUUCAGACAGUAACGUUAACAGACGGUAAUAGAUUUGCUUACUGGCUGUGUUAUUUUUGCAUGCUUGCCCUAUAAUGGCAGCUGUCUUAAAAGGUGUUGGAGAUGUGCUUGGCAGCCAAUGUGUGUGUGAGAGCGUGUGUGUGUGUGUGUGUGUGUGAGAGAGAGUGAGUGUGUGUGUGUGUGUGCUCAGUAUGCAGCAUGUGCUCCUGACCUUUCCUAUUCACAAAGACAAAUAACACUGAGCAAGCAGGGAGAGAUGGUUGAACACACAAUGGUUGAACACACACACACAGAGCAUGCACGCACACACACACACAUACAUACAUACACACAAUCUCACACACACACAAUGCAGAUCGGAUAAUUGAGAUGUGCUGAUGAUUCCUGUUAGAUUUGAGCUCAUUUAUGCAGUGUUAAUGAAUCAUAGUCAGCGGGAGAAAUGGCGGGUUCGAAAUUCACUGUUUCUUAUUCUGCCCUCUCUCUCUCUCUCUCUUUUCCUCUCUCCGUCUCUCCUUCUCUCUCCUUUUCCUUCUCUCACUCUCCCCACUCUCUCUCUCCAUCCCUUCCACAGAGGAUGAGGUGUUUGAGCUGUGCCUGGGACUUCAGACUCUGCAGGAACUCAGAGUAAGCCCUCAUUAGUGUUGCAAAUACGUAAAUGCUGUGUUUUAUCUGUCAUCUUCCCUAAAUCUCCCCCAACUUGAACUUUACAGCUAAUGAAAAUUGCUGCUAAAAAUAAUCAUAAGGAAAAAUGAAGCAGACAUUGAGCUGUAGCAAUUAGAUUAUGCAGAGACCUUAGUAACACACUGAAGAUGCCGGUUCCUAUCAGAACACAUCAAGUAAUACCUCGUUAAGACGGAGAUGGAGACAGACAGGUUUGUGUUAUGUUAUCUGAGGGUUACGGCUGUCUGCUGGCGUUGCCUGGUGAGGACAGGGCUGCAGGUGAAAGCAGACAGAUACGACAGCAUUCAGAUCAGCACAUCUCACUGAGGAGGUUUAGAAUGCUGCCAUUUCCCCAGGAUAUCCCAGGAAAUGGCAACACAACGUGACAGUCAACAAACAGAACAGGAGAGGAAAACACAUGAACAGAAUUCUGUCUAAGAGGGUCUGAAAGGGAAAGUGGAAUUAGGCACCAGACUAAUUGCAACCAUUUCUCACAGAGAAUCCAAUUAAUUAGACUUUAAGGGUACACUGGAAACCAGAUCUACAAUUACGCAAAAGCACCCCUGGAGGAUCCGCGAUACCGGAGACAAUUUUCCUUCCAAGUGCACCCAGUCUCAGUAUUCUCCUCCCUCUGCAAAACUCAAGAUGGGAACAUUAACUCAAUUUAAUCAUAGCUGAAAAGUUUUCAAAAUACUCCUUAAAUAGUUCGGUGGCUUGGAAAAAAGGGUGAAUCCUAAUUGAAUUAUCACGUAUGCCUGCGAGGAAAGAUACCCAUACAUGGAGAUGGAGGAAGCCUGGAUUUACAAUUAUAGACAACUGUUAGAACAGAGACAAAAUGUUCAGUUUAGUCCCUGGGCCGUUCUGGUGACCUGGAAGUAAAACCACAGAGCUCAGUGGAGUCUGUCAGGCCCCAAUGGAAAGCAGAGAGCUAGACUCAGGUGCAUCUCACAGCCAUUGUGUGAAUUGUGAUCACAUAUGCAUGCACACUGGGGCAUGCUUAAUGUUGUGCAACAUUGCAUUGAGCCCCUCAAGAGAACCAUUUGGAUGGAAAAGUACAUAACUGAUCUAAAAAGAGUAGUGUCUACCUUUAAGGUCACCAUGUGCAGACCAAUUGAACCGCUAUUUGGAGCAGCCGCGGCGACCUUUCCGAGGAUAUCGGUUUACAUAACGCAAUCAACAUUCUGUUGUCUAAAAUGGCACUUUGUUGGAUGAGUUUCCAUGGCAUCCACUCCAUUCUAUCUGUGGUAGAGUUGAGGUUAAACCAUGUUUUGACCCUUUGGUCAGUCACGGUCACCCAACUGAUGUCUCCCAUAUCUAUCCUUUAUCUCCAGUGCUGUAUGGACCUGAGCAGUAGAGUCCUGAAGCUCCAGGGCUCAGGGGAGGAGCUGCCUUUCCUGGAGCCGCCAUUGGUCAGCCAGUGCCAUCAUCAUGACAGCAAUGAGAAUGUGUGACCCUGGCGUGUCACAAACUCCCAGCUGUCCCGCGCCCUCCUCUGAUUGGCUGGAGCUGACAAAACAUGAUGCGGUCCGAAUCUGGACUGUCCAAUCAGUGUCUCGCACUGCCAGCAACAUGGAUGAACACCCCAAUUCUAUUCAGUUUACACCACUGUGUUUGUUUCUGUGGAAUUAAGACAUUACCAUGAUGUAACAAUCUUCAUAAUGAUGUACUUAAUCAAGCUGUUUUUAAUCUGCCAGACAGUGCAUCAUUGUUCAAUACACUCUUAGAAAAAAGGAAUCCAAAAGGGUUAUUUGGCUGUCCACAUAGGAGAACCCUUUCUGGUUCCAGGUAGAACUAUUUUGGGUUCCAUGUAGAAUCCUCUGUAUAAAGGGUUCUAUAUCGAACUAAAAAGGGUUCUACCUGGAACCAAAAGGGUUCUUCUACCUGGGACCAAAGAGGGUCCUUCAAAAAGUUAUCCUAUGGGGACAGCCGAAGAACCCUUUUAGGUUCUAGAUAGCACCUUUUUUUCUAAGAGUGUACUGAAACAUGCUGAGGUGUCAGACAAUGAUUAUCAUUUGAAAUGAACAUAUUGUGAUUUGGAGGUAUAAAAUAAUUUACGUUGAUCAUCAAUUAAAUGCCAAAACUGUUUGAAAUCCAAACUCAGUUCAGCCUUGAGGUAAAAUAUAUAUCUCCCUCACAUCCGUUUACAGAGUGAUAGUCUUCUAGAUGUCCUCUCAUGCGUGCUCAAGAGAAACGGUGAAAAACCUCUAAAUUGUUCCAAGUCUUAUGAAACAUUUGAAUCAGCCUGUUCAGGACAGGGAAUCCUGGAAGAGAUGUGAGGAGACUACUGCUAUUCCUGAACUAACUGCCUUCAGCCAGGUGAAGACCCUUUUCUCUCUCUCUCUCUCUCUCUCUCUCUCUCUCAUUUCCCCAAAUGAAGAGUGCUCCUAAGAAUGUCACAAUGAGACAUCAAAACUAGUUCUCAAUAAUUCCACUCAAAUGUUAAUAGAGUCCUGGAGCUAGUCAGACGGACCACACAGCAAAAAGAUCCAAACAUUCCAUCAUUCUGCAUGAUUUUUUUGUAGAAGUCUGCUUUUGUAUACGUCUGGACGUUUGUGUUUCUGUGAGAGUGUGUGUGACUAGGAGAUGUUCGAGUGUGUGUACGUACUGGUGGAUGUGCACUGUGUGUGUGUGUCUGUGUGUUGGAGUGCAUGUCAAUCGAGGAGGGGCUUUUCUGUUUCCAUAUGGUUAGUGGCUAGUGUUUCACAUGGGAAAGAAAAAGGGAUACGCUCUAUCUACUUCUCCUCCUCCCAGCUCCGGUCAGAGGGCGCUGCCAAGACGGAGCCGACCCCAGCUGCCUUUCUUCCCUCGUCUUCUUCAGGGGACAUUAAUCACUCUGUUCUGAGGCUGCUCUCUGGGCCAAGGCCCUCAUAG